This is a messenger RNA of Halichondria panicea, 1071 nucleotides long. RefSeq names its product vesicle-associated membrane protein 7-like. The record is from RefSeq and is a predicted model, not a curated record. Lineage: Eukaryota; Metazoa; Porifera; Demospongiae; Suberitida; Halichondriidae. Gene Ontology annotation, biological process: exocytosis; vesicle fusion. Gene Ontology annotation, molecular function: SNARE binding; SNAP receptor activity. Gene Ontology annotation, cellular component: membrane; SNARE complex. The transcript has 2 exons. Bases 195 to 857 code for a protein of 220 amino acids.
AUAAGCGUAUACAUGUACAUGUACAUGAUGUAGAUCUAUUACCCUGAAAUAGAACUUACAGAAGUAUAAGCACUGAAGAAACAGUUAUAGAUUUAUACUCUUGAGUGUCUACUUCUCGAUCACGUACAUGCUUCUACGAGUAUAGGUAGGUGUGUAUCAAUACUUGAUAUCUGUAAAUUACUGCCCAGCACAGAAUGCCCCAACUCUACUAUGCGCUGGUUGCUCGACAGAGAGUCAUCCUCUGUGACUACACCCUGAGGCAAGGCCCCUACGAAUCCUCUGCUCUCUCAGCACUGGACAAGGCAAUAGCUGACCGAGUAUCGAAGAUCAGCUAUGAAGAUGGCAAUGUUGUGUUCCACGUGCUCGUAUCUCAAGGAUUAGCCUACUUGUGUGCAUCAGAUUUGGCGUUCGAUCGUUCCCUUGCAUUUGGUUGUCUCCAGGAGCUAGAGAACAGGCUGUACAGAUCUCCUGGCUUGAAAGACAGAGCCGAAUAUGUCGGACCCUAUGCUCUCAGGGGAGAAUUCUCUGUAGACAUGAGCCAAGUUCUCACUCAGUAUGGCUCAGGGGAUAAGCUUGGAAAGCUACAAACGCACGUUACUGCAGUGAAGGGAGUGAUGAAGGACAAUCUUGAUAAGGUGGUACUUCGUGGAGAGACGCUGGAUGAUUUGGAGGGACGCUCCGAGCAAUUGGCUAACAGUUCCACUAACUUUAGACACAGUGCUGUCAAGUUGAGGAGGAAGGAGCUAUGCAGGAGAAACAAAUGGUGUUGUUGUGUCAGCUCGGUGGUGUUUAUAGUCUUGUUCCUUAUCAUACUUGGUAUCGUCUUGGGAAUUCUCAAAGGAACUAACGUAAUAUAAUAGUUCUGAAAGUUUCGCAAUGUUGCAUCGCGAAUAAUAUUGUUUGUGUUCCUUCACUUUAUAUUUUUCUACAUAUUUAUAUAUACUGGUUUGUCAACUCCUAAGGAUCUUAUGCUGUGUUUUUGAUUGAACAUUCUCCCUAUAAUUAUACAACAUGUACAAAUCAUUUCUUAUUUAUGCUUGAUCAACAUGUUAUAAUUAUUAUUGCCAACAA